AUGUCCAUUAAACCUGGCUUGCAGUAUGAUCAUUCCAUUACUUCAGCAGGUGGUCGGCCCACUAUGAAUCUUUCAGGUGGAUUUGAUAGCUCUCAUGAAAAAGCGACUCAUGCUCUUGUUUUCAUGUUGUGUGGUAUUUCCAGUAAAUGGAAACAGACAAUAGGGUAUGAAUUUACAGCUAAUUCAUUUUGCUCUCAACAGAUUGUUCAAACUAUUAUAGCAAUUAUUCAAAAAGCUCACAAUAUUGGAUUAAAAGUAAAAGUAAUAAUUUCUGAUAUGGGAGCACAGAACAGAAGCUGGUGGAAAAAUAUGAAUAUUAUUAUAGUUAAUAAAUACAGUAAGAUGAAUAAUUACAUUCCACAUCCAUGCAAUAAUAAAGAGAAAUUAUUCGUUAUGCCAGAUUCAGUUCAUGUUUUCAAAAACGUUGUAUGUUCGUUAACAGCUGGUAAUAAAUUUUAUUUAGAUGAAACGCUUGUCAGAAAACAUAACUUAUCACACAAUGAAAUUUCGAUAGUACCCAUUCGCGAAACGACGCCUAAUGUUGCUGCCGCUAUACUAUAUCAUAUAGCCAAUAAGCGUAUUGCUGAUGUACAUAAAACCACUGCCUGGUUUCUCAAAACUAUAUACAAAUGGUUCAAAAUUAUGACUAGUAGAUAUCAGAAGCUCGCAUUGUCUUAUUAUAAUGAAGAUGUUUACAAAGAUACUAUCACAUUUCUUAAAGAUUUUAUGGAUAUUAUUCAAGGAAUUACAGUCGGAGAUACAAAAUGGAAACCAUUCCAAAGUGGCUUAUUACUUUGUACACAAACGGCAUUAGAUUUGCAAAUAGAGUAUUUAGAGAAAGAAAAGUUCCACUUUUUAUUAUUAGGCAGAUUUACGCAAGACGCCUUAGAAAAUCUAUUUUCUGUCAUCCGAGUAAGAAAAUCAGUUCCAGAUGCACGUGAGUUCAAACAAACUUGA
This is a messenger RNA of Trachymyrmex cornetzi, 957 nucleotides long. RefSeq lists its product as uncharacterized. The record is from RefSeq and is a predicted model, not a curated record. Lineage: Eukaryota; Metazoa; Arthropoda; Insecta; Hymenoptera; Formicidae. The coding region runs from base 1 to 957 and encodes 318 amino acids. The transcript has 2 exons.